This is a messenger RNA of Racocetra persica, 439 nucleotides long. The record is from the annotation of a GenBank genome assembly. NCBI's taxonomy places the organism in Eukaryota, Fungi, Glomeromycota, Glomeromycetes, Diversisporales, Gigasporaceae.
ACAUUCUAUUAUUUCAGAAAUUGCACAACAAUCCACAGCCAAUUUAAAUGUUACAACUACGACUGCUGAAACUCUGGUUUUAUCGAAUGAAUUACAGAAGGUUCGUGAUUCUUUGCCUGAAGAAACGGCUAUAUUAUACAAUAAUCGUAUCGCACAAGAAGAUAAGGAAUCUUUCCUUAAGGCAAUAGCAAAAGCACAACAGGAUGAACGUAAAAAAGGAGAAUCAACCAUUAACUUAAUUGUUAAUUUAGCCGUACUUUUGAUUGUUAUUGGUUUUAUUGUGGGUAAUGCAGUGUCCAAACAAGAUAUAUAUGAAAUAAUUUCAUAUAGUAUUAUAUAUUCUGUCCAGUACUUUGCAAUUCUAAUGGUUUUAUAUCGUGAGAAAGUUUUAGUGGGGAUGGGAGUAUUGUUUUCUGAUUGGAUCUCGAAGAAUACUUAA